This is a messenger RNA of Malurus melanocephalus (red-backed fairy wren), 1170 nucleotides long. It is a transcript of the gene PDZD11, whose product is annotated as PDZ domain containing 11. Gene Ontology annotation, cellular component: synapse; basolateral plasma membrane; cell-cell junction. Gene Ontology annotation, biological process: maintenance of epithelial cell apical/basal polarity; protein localization to basolateral plasma membrane; neurotransmitter secretion. The coding region runs from base 53 to 475 and encodes 140 amino acids. The record is from RefSeq and is a predicted model, not a curated record. The transcript is spliced from 6 exons. Gene Ontology annotation, molecular function: protein binding. NCBI's taxonomy places the organism in Eukaryota, Metazoa, Chordata, Aves, Passeriformes, Maluridae.
CAAUCGCAGCGCGGUGCGUCGCGGGCGGGGCGCGUCCCGGCGGAGCGGCAGCAUGGAGGGCCGGGUGCCGUACGACGACUUCCCGGUGGUUUUCCUGCCGCCCUACGAGAGCCCGCCCGCCUGGGUCCCGCCGCACGAGCGCGUGUAUCACCCCGACUACAACAACGAGCUCACGCAGUUCCUGCCCCGCACCAUCGUGCUCAAGAAGCCGCCCGGAGCGCAGCUGGGCUUCAACAUCCGCGGAGGAAAAGCCUCGCAGCUGGGAAUCUUCAUCUCCAAGGUUAUUCCCGACUCGGAUGCUCACAGGGCCGGGCUGCAGGAGGGGGAYCAGGUGCUCUCGGUGAACGAUGUGGAUUUCCAGGACAUUGAGCACAGCAAGGCAGUGGAGAUCCUGAAGACAGCACGGGAGAUCACRAUGCGUGUCCGGUACUUCCCCUACAAUUACCAGCGGCAGAAGGAACGGACUGUUCACUAACARGGAGCUUCAUCCUGCAAAAACCUCUCCACUCCUUUUUCCCAACGUCUGAAAUGACACCUCACRGUUCAGCUUUCACUGGAGGCACCACUGUCCUGCACAGGAUCAGCUCUUUCCCACGUGGAGAGAUGCCAAGGGGCUCAUUGGGCUGGAAGAUGGAUGGGGAUUGAGGCUGUGCUCCUGGGAAUGGGUGUUGGAAAAAGCUGAAGUGGGUCCUGGUGGGCAGCAGGUUUUAGCAAGACUUAAGUGAGUUCUGGGCUUGUUCUGGAUCCCCUGAUCCUGGAUCCUUGGUUGUUGAGCAUUCCUGAGCAGAGCACAGGCCUUGUCCUCUAAGAAAUCCACYCGUUCUGCUCUGUUGUGUUAUGGAAUUCUUUCAUUCUCCUCUGUCCCACCUCUGCUCUGCACUGCUGGGUUUGCUUGGAACUCCAGGAGUAAAAUCCACCCUCAUCUGUGCCCAGCUCUGGCUGUUUGUGCCUCUGUGCUGAAAAAAAACCCCAYGAUACAGGGCUGGGAAGUUUGGAAAAGUUAAUCACCACGGAAGCAUGUUGAUUAUUGGCAAAUCCAUGUGCAAAUUCCGGGUGGGAUCACCUUGUAGUGGCUUCAGGACAGCCUUGGCUCUGGCCUUCUCUUCCUUGCGGUAUUUUCCACUUUUUUUUCUGUAAAAACAAUCAAUAAAUCGAAUACAACAACCUGAA